UCGAUCAAAGUCAAGUAAUAAAGUUACUUUUUGCAGAUAAACGCUUGUAUGUACAUGUUGUAAUAAGACAACACGUGUUCCACGGAAACGUUUGCAAUUCCGAAAAUAAGCAAAAUUUUAGAUAUAAUGCCGUUGGCAACUCUAACGGCUCCUUGGACCGAGCAUCGUACAAAUGAAAAGCAAAGUACAGAGAUUCUUCCAGCUGAAAAUCAGGAAGAAACAAUGAUUACUCAAGGAAAUUUAAUUGAAAGAUCAAAUGGUUGCUCAGAAUCUCAUGAAAUUGAAGUACGCGACAUGGCGAGGGAUGGUUAUGAGAAAGCGGAACCAUCUCAUUUUGAAUUAUUAAAAGUACUUGGUCAAGGAUCCUUUGGCAAAGUAUUUUUAGUAAGAAAAGUUGUUGGAAAAGAUAGCGGGACUCUGUAUGCUAUGAAAGUCUUGAAGAAGGCGACCUUAAAAGUUCGUGAUAGAGUCAGAACCAAAAUGGAGAGAAAUAUAUUGGUAGAUGUAGAACAUCCAUUUAUUGUUCGGCUACAUUAUGCUUUUCAAACCGAAGGGAAGCUUUAUUUAAUUCUAGAUUUUCUAAAAGGUGGUGAUCUCUUUUCCAGAUUGUCUAAAGAGGUAACGAGUGUUGCUUGGAAAUGGCUAGAUUUCAAUGUUGCCUAUACUUUUUGA
Messenger RNA from Wasmannia auropunctata (little fire ant), 672 nucleotides. RefSeq names its product ribosomal protein S6 kinase alpha-1-like. The transcript is spliced from 4 exons. Lineage: Eukaryota; Metazoa; Arthropoda; Insecta; Hymenoptera; Formicidae. Gene Ontology annotation, biological process: protein phosphorylation. The record is from RefSeq and is a predicted model, not a curated record. The coding region runs from base 127 to 672 and encodes 181 amino acids. Gene Ontology annotation, molecular function: ATP binding; ribosomal protein S6 kinase activity.